This is a messenger RNA of Stereum hirsutum FP-91666 SS1, 2028 nucleotides long. RefSeq lists its product as uncharacterized. Gene Ontology annotation, molecular function: mRNA binding. The coding region runs from base 1 to 2028 and encodes 675 amino acids. Gene Ontology annotation, cellular component: cytoplasmic stress granule. The record is from RefSeq and is a predicted model, not a curated record. The transcript is spliced from 6 exons. NCBI's taxonomy places the organism in Eukaryota, Fungi, Basidiomycota, Agaricomycetes, Russulales, Stereaceae. Gene Ontology annotation, biological process: mRNA splicing, via spliceosome.
AUGGACGACUCCCAAACAGCCUUCGCUACCUAUCCUUCCUACCCAUUUGACUUCGACAUGAUGAAGCGCUCUAUGGAUACCGUAGGCGGUCCCGACGCCAAAAAGGCCCGCUGGUCUCCUACUUCUUUCGCCGCCAACGGCACCAACGGUCUUGCCUCGGCUACGCGCGAUGCGUUCGCCAACUACGGUUACGGGCCCCAGGCCAACAUCUCCCAAGCUCAGGGUGGAUACAACGGCUCCCCUCCCUCCGCCACCUUCGGCAACAACCCCCUCUACUCCACCUCCCUCAACACCCCCACCAACGGAAACGGCAUGUCUCAGCAGAUGAGCCCCAACACGGCGACCGCCUUCGCACAACAGCAGGCCCAGCAGCAGCAGCAACAACAGAACAACAACGGUAAUGCCUGGGGCGCGUACAACAUGCUCGGAAUGGGGCUUCCUGGGAUGCUUGGCGUCGGUGCCUUCCCUUACAACAACCAACUCGGCAACUUCGCCCAGUCGCGCGUUCCUUCUCUGAACCUCAACCUCGGCCAGCAGUCUAACUUCAAUGCUGGCGCGCUUAACGGCCUCAACGGCCUCAACGCGACCAACGCCACUGGACGUACCGUUUACGUAGGAAACCUGCCUUCCACCGCUUCCGUCGACGAGCUCCUCAGCCUUGUCCACUUCGGCCCUCUCGAGUCCAUCCGAGUCCUCCCCGAGAAGUCCUGCGUCUUCCUCUCCUUCUUGGAUGGCGCUACCGCCGCUUCGUUCCACGCAGAUGCAACCAUCAAGAAGUUGGCCCUGCACGGCCAGGAGCUCAAGAUCGGUUGGGGCAAACCUUCGCCCGUGCCUAGCCAGGUCGCCCUGGCGAUCAGCCAAAGCAACGCGAGCAGGAACGUGUAUUUGGGAGGUCUGGACGAGAACACCACCGAAGAGAUGUUGAGGGAUGACUUGAGCCGUUUCGGUCUUAUUGACCAGGUCAAGAUCGUCAGGGACAAGAACAUCGGUUUCGUCCAUUUCUUGAGCAUCUCUGUUGCCACCAAGGUCGUAAAUACCCUCCCCACUGAGCCCGCCUGGGCUGGAAAGCGUGUCAACUACGGCAAGGACCGUUGCGCCUACGUCCCGAAGUCGCAACAGGCUGCCGCCCACGCCGCCCAAGCUGCUGCCGCCCAAUCCCUCGUCGCGCAAUCCGCGCUCUCGCCCAUCCAGCCUAACUCCGCCACUGGUUUCGGUGGACCCAACUCUGCCGGCUUCUCGCCGUUCAGCCCCUACUCGGCUGCGUUCGCGCCCGACAGCAUGAACGGUCUCCAGAGCGCUGGCGUUGGUGCCCAGGGAUUGAACAGGACCGUCUACUUGGGUAACAUCCACCCGGAGACGACGACGGAGGACUUGUGCAACGCCAUCCGUGGAGGUGUCUUGCAGAGUAUUAGGUACAUGCAGGACAAGCACAUUGCUUUUGUGACGUUCAUCGACCCCGCCGCGGCCUUUACGUUCUUCCAAGUGGCCUCGUACCAGGGCCUCACGCUCAACAACCGCCGCCUUAAGAUCGGCUGGGGCAAGAACUCGGGCCCGCUUCCUCCCGCGCUCGCGCUUGCUGUCCACUCUGGUGCGACGAGGAACGUUUACAUCGGAAAUAUUGAGGACUUCGAGACCUUCAGCGAGGAGAGGUUGAAGAGGGACUUCGGAGAGUACGGAGAUAUCGAGUUGGUGAACUUCUUGAGGGAGAAGAACUGCGCAUUUGUUAACUUCACCAACAUUUCGAACGCCAUCAAGGCCAUUGACGGCGUCAAGAACAAGCCUGACUACACCAACCUUCGUAUCGCUCACGGUAAGGACCGUUGCGCCAACCCGCCGCGCUCCGGACCCCAGGGUGGUAGCUCCGCGAGGAGGAAUGCAUCGGGCAACAGCAUCAACUCCAACGGUGCCGCUAAUGGUGAUGGCUUGGAGGGGGAGGGCCUCGGUGAAGACGCCGUGAUGGUGAUGGGCGACGAGGGUGUGCCCCUCGACGCCGGUGCGGUAGAGGCAGUCAACGUCGUGGGUGCUUGA